Messenger RNA from Nothobranchius furzeri (turquoise killifish), 2652 nucleotides. It is a transcript of the gene ufl1, whose product is annotated as UFM1-specific ligase 1. Gene Ontology annotation, cellular component: endoplasmic reticulum membrane. Gene Ontology annotation, biological process: protein K69-linked ufmylation; response to endoplasmic reticulum stress; regulation of proteasomal ubiquitin-dependent protein catabolic process. NCBI's taxonomy places the organism in Eukaryota, Metazoa, Chordata, Actinopteri, Cyprinodontiformes, Nothobranchiidae. The record is from RefSeq and is a predicted model, not a curated record. Gene Ontology annotation, molecular function: UFM1 ligase activity.
CUGUCGGCUCUCCGUCUGACGUCACUUUGUGUUGACGUGUGGUUUGGAGCUUAGCUAGCUGCUAGUUAGCCCACUCCAAUGAGAAAAGGCGGCUCUGCGAGCUGGUUCUCCUGCAGGUAGAGUCAUUCGGUGGAAACGAUGGCGGCUGACUGGGAGGAGAUUCGGCGGCUCGCUGCGGACUUCCAGAGGGCUCAGUUUGCGGACACCGUGCAGAGGCUGUCCGAGAGGAACUGCAUUGAGAUCAUCACCAAGCUGGUGGAGGACAAGAAGCUGGAUGUGGUGUUCACUCUGGACGGGAAGGAGUUCGUCACCCCGGCUCAGAUCAGCAGGGAAAUCCGGGAUGAGCUCUACGUCCAUGGAGGCAGAAUCAACAUUGUGGAGCUCCAGCAGAUCAUCAACGUGGACUGGGUUCAUGUUGAAAACAAAGCGAGUGACAUUGCAAAGUCAGAUAGAGGAGCUCAGCUGGUUCUGGGUCAGCUGAUCGAUGACUCGUACCUGGAACACCUGGCAGAGGAGGUGAAUGACAAGUUACAAGAGGCGGGGUUGAUCAGUAUAGCAGAACUGUGUAAAAGCUACGACCUCCCGGGUGAUUUCCUCACCGAGGAGCUGUCCAAACGUCUGGGGAAGCUCAUCCAGGGGGAAAUGGACCAGUACAACCGAGGUGUCAUCUUCACUCCAGCGUUUGUGGCCCGUCACAAAGCCAGAAUACGAGGCCUUUUCAGUGCAAUCACAAGGCCCACACCCAUCAGCACCAUGAUUGGAGCCUUUGGAUUUCAGGAGCAUCUUCUGUACUCGGUUCUGGAGGAGUUGGUGAUCUCUGGACGUCUCAAAGGAAGUGUGGUAGGAGGCCGACAGGACAAAGCCGUGUACAUCCCUGAUAUCUACGCCAGAACACAGAACUCCUGGGUGGACUCCUUCCUCCAGCAAAAUGGAUAUUUAGAGUUCGAUGCCUUGCUCAGGCUCGGGAUCCCGGACCCGUCGGGCUACAUUAGGAAGCGUUUCAAGUCCAGUAAGCUGUUGUUUCUCAGAGCAGCCUGUGUGGGUCAGGCUCUGGUGGACCAGGUGGAGGCCUCUGUGGAGGAAGCUGUCAGCUCUGCCACAUGGACAGACCUUCAGCCGAUCCUGCCCAGCUGCCUGUCUGUGGAGGACACGGGGAUGCUCAUCAGCCAGGCCAUAAGAAACACGAGUACCCAGUCUUCAGCCAGACUGCUCGGGGGGGCCGUGGUUGUCAGUGAGAAGUUCAUCAGUAGCUGUCUGACGUUGUUUGACGAGGCCCUGCAGCAGAAAGCACAAACGGAGGUGAAAAACAAUCCCGUGUUUCUGGUCACCGAAGAGGAUCUGAAGCAGGCGUCCAUCCUGACGGAGAGCUCGGCUCCCUCCAAGAAGGAGAAAAGAGAAGCCGAGCGCAGGAAGAAGGCUGCAGAGGGCAGUGGCAGCAAGGCAGGAGGAGGAGGAAGCAACGCCAGAGAGAUUCGCAUCCGUAAAACCAAGAAGAAAGGGAGAAGGGAGGAGGACAGCGAUGAGGACUAUGUACCCUCACAGCAAAGUCGUAGCAAACAGGCUGAAAGCCCUUUCAUGACCCAGGAGGAGAUAGCCUGUGUUCUAGAGAAGAGACUCGGUGACUGUCCUGAGGAGGUCCUCUCUGAGCUGGCAGAACAUUUACUCAGACCUCUAACCAAGAACUACCAGGAGGUGCUGAGGACAGUGUUCAUGUCCUCCAGCAGCUCAGCAUCAGGGGCCAGUAAGAAAAAGAGCAUGAAGGACCUGCAGGAGGAGAUCACCAACCUCUACAACAACAUCCGCCUGUUUGAGAAAGGAACCAAGUUCUUCUCUGAUGAGACCCAGGUCCACAUCACCAAGCACAUCCUGAAGACCGUGUGCACAGAUAUGACCAACAUUCUGGUGAACUUCCUGGCUGCAGACCUGAUGAUGUCGGUGGAGAAUCCCUGCACCAUCACCAACGAGGUCAGAGUGAAGAUCUUGGGGAAACUGUCAGAGGAGACCAAAGGACCUCUCUUGAAGCUGCACAACUCUCUGAGUGGAAAAACCCUGGAAGACUUCCUCUUCAACCUGGAAACGUGUGCUGAGGUCUGCAGCUUCAUGCUUAAAAAGGGGGACAAGAAAAAGGAGAGACAGGCACAGUUCCUGCACCGCCAGGCUCUGACUGAACAGCUGAAGGAGACCGAGGAUCCAGCUCUGGUCCUCCACCUCACCAGCGUGCUGCUCUUCCAGGCCAGCACCCACUGCAUGCUGCAUGCUCCGGGCCGCUGUGUUCCUCAGAUCAUCGGCACGCUCACGGGCAAAAUACCCACUGAGCAGCAGCACCUUCUGUCAGCCUACCAGAGCCUAGUGGUGAAGCAACUCGUGAGUCAGAGUCAGGACCGGAAGGAGGAGCAGGACCAGGAGGAGGCCCAGGGCAUCCGCGCACAGCUCAGGACCAUGACCCCCCAGGUGAAGGACCUGGUACUCUCCCAGAAGAAGGCAUCUGUCUCUGAAGACUGAAUGAUUAAAACAGGAGGAGGAACUAUACAGACGCUCGGUGGAUAGUUUUACGAUCUUAUUGCUGCUCAGUCACUUACUAAUCCUGCAGUUUGUUAAAAAUUCAUGUCAAUUUAAUAAAGCUGCUGUGUGGGCUAGAAGUUCUGACCUGAA